Molecule: messenger RNA, 2135 nt
Organism: Saccostrea echinata
Lineage: Eukaryota; Metazoa; Mollusca; Bivalvia; Ostreida; Ostreidae
Exons: 2
Coding region: 156-1856 (566 amino acids)
Source: RefSeq, a predicted model, not a curated record
AUACAGCAAUCAUGAAUUUAAAAAUAUGUCUAUCAAUGGAAAUAGCUUCAGUUUGACCAUACUAAUGAGUUCCAGAUGUUUUAAACAUAAAUUCAUUUCAAGUCCUAAAUAGAAAAUAAACAGUUGUGAAGGGAAUCUUACAAUAAAAAGUCAAAAUGACGAUGUCAGAGGCGAUGCUGUCGGAGAAUUCCAUCAUUUCUCCGAUAGAACAGCAAGGGAACUUCUUCAUCAUGGACUCUGAGCAGUUGGUGUCCAACCCAUUCCAAGAAAUGCAAAAUGACGCUAUGGACAACCAGAAAAAAUCUUCGCUUACAGAGAGAUUAGUCAGUGUCAAAAAUAAUGUCUGUGAAAAGCACUUCUUAAUAAAGGCAGACAAACUCAACAAGGAACUUUCACAUAACAUGAAAAAAAUUCACGAAAAUUCUAGUGAACUCAGAUAUCAAAUUAAACUGUACGACAUCAACAAACGGAAAAUCGAUUUGGAGACCAAGCGGCGCAUGCAGCCUAAGAAAGACUUUUCCUAUGAUGCUUUCCAGAUCACAAAUUCAGAGAAAAGACUUGGUGUCCUGAGUGAUUGUUAUUACCUGGAGAAAAAACAGAAAUUUCCAAUUCGUGGAAGGAAUAUGAAUGACCUUAAUGCUACACCAACUGUGUCUAGAGCCCGGAAUAUGUUACGUCAGCAAGAAAAGGAAGAUCGUGAAGAAGAACAAAAUAGCACAAUUUCAGCACUCAGACUCUCUACUCCUGGUACACUUUCACUCACUUCUAACAGAACUUCAAUUUAUCAAAGGAGAGGAUCCAAAUCUGCUCCUGCCUCCAAAAUGUCUGCUUCUCUCAGAGGAACAUUAAACAGUCAAGAUGGUGAUUCCGCUAAGCUUCCCUCUAUUGAUCGACAGAAAACCAAGGACUCUCAUGUAAAAUUCACUGAAAAUGUGCAAACCUCUACUCCUGAAAAACGAGUUAGACCUCAUACACAUGGUCCUAGGAUAACUCGCCGGCUUAAUGCCUGGGACAGUGAUGAUGACGAUGAUGAUUUUGGAUCAACAGACUACAUUAAUCUUCGCCAGCUUCUCUUUGGUGCUGAAGGCAAGACAAACACAAAUGGAUCAAGUGGAACCCCUAGAACACUGACUCGAGAAAGCUCAAGAUCUGUUCCCAAUUUACGGCGCACAACUGCUUCUAAAGUGACCCAAGAAUCUCUUCGAGCAGAGCGUAAACAGAUUGACAAAAAAAUCAACAAGUUUUUUGAAAGCUUGAAUGAUGAAAACUCAAGUGAGGAAAGUGAAGAGGAGCCUGAACCAGAGCCAGAAAAAGAGAAAGAGAAAGUACCAGCUUUGGCAAAGGCUGCCGUGCUUCUGAACAUCUUUUCCAAAUCUGCCCCUGUUGAGGAGAACCCUUUCCUAAAGGCGAAGAUCGAGCGAGAGGCAAGUAAAGAGGCAGGGAAAGCUGAACUUGAUCGAUCCACAAGUUCUCGCUCCAUACGUUCUAACAAAUCUGCUAAGGACGAAAACGCAUCCAAGAAAAAUCUGUGGAAGUUUAUUAAAACCAAUGUGAAUAAUGGAAAGAUCCAUCGCUGCAAUUCACCUAGUCAGAUUAUUUUGCAGCAGAUGACACAUCUUGACUUGAGUCAUAACGAUGUUUCACGAGUGCCUCUGCACUCUGCGAGUCGAGCUCUGAGACAUACACCCACAUUCAAAAUGAGAAAGGUUGUGGAGAAACUAAUGAAGAGUCGGACAAAAUUCCAACAACAAGAAGUAGACUUUUUACGACAGCAGUUGGAAUUGGGUGAAGAUAUUUCUGAAAUUCCACCUCAGCCCAAUUCUGGAGUUCCUGGAUUUCAGUCAAUAGUUACCUAACCUUAGAUCUGCUAAAUUGUGUGGAAUCUCAGUUAUGUUUAAAGAAGUCUGUGGGUGUGAACUUGAGAGAGUAUUGUGUUCUUAGCUGUGGCUGAAUUUGUGGGGUGUGACUGUGAAUUCUAUGAAUGAAUUCCUUGGAUUUAACAAAUAACAAGGUGUCACAUUCUGGGUGAUUAUCUGUAGCAGUAUACAUAUUGUCUACAAUUACUGAUCAAAGUUUCAACUAUUUUUAAAGGCCAUAGGUUAACAGAGGUUGUCUACAUCUGAAAUCAUGUAAAC